AUGGACAGCUCCCCAUUGGCAUCCAGCGCAAGUAGUAACACGACCGUUGAUCGCUACAACCCAAUCUAUGAAAAUAUCUGUAUGGUGUAUAGUCGCAAUGACCAUACCAUCUUGAGCGAACGCAAAUUCUUUCCCUUGUUUGACAUUGACUUGUUUGCGAAAAAGGUUCAUUUGGAGCACAAUGGCAUCCAUCAGCUGGUUGUAGGUGAGUAUUUUGUGUGGGAAAAACAGCAGGGACAGACUUGGAAUGGCGUCGUUACUGUGCAAUUCAACAUAACCGAGUUUGAGCUUUGGUUCAUUGAGUUGGUUUUAACCCUGUCGAAACUUAACUAUGAAUACGUUCGCGGUGGUGACAAAGUCACUACUACCCAAAAGAUCACGGAAUUGUUUGAAAAAAUGUUAAAGUAUAAUGUUGAAAAUGACAAAUGGGACGCUAUCGGCAAACUAAAAUUUAGCAAAAGUGUGGAAUUUUUCACAUCCCACGGGCAACCAGUGGAGGCGGUAUUGCCUGCUUUUCCCUGCAAAUCAUCAAACCAGGAGAAAGUUUAUGGAACCAUGCCCGAUAAAGGUGAAGAGCUAGCCCUUCAACGCUUGAUCAAGUUUGCUCGCGAGGUGAAGAAGAUAUACCCUCCUGGAUUCAUCAUGUGGAUUGUCAGCGACGGGCACGUGUUUAGCGAUUGCAUCGCCGUUGAUGAUUCUGUAGUUAACGAGUACUCGGCCGCGUUGAAGAAAUUGUACAGGAGCAUCUGUGACGAUGACGAUUGUAUCAGGUUCCGCUCGUUGCCCGAGAUUUUCAAAUUGACGCGCUCCUUCAAUUGCUCCAUGGUUGAUCAUGUUGAAUUGGGCCACUAUUUGGACACGGAGAUUGACCCCGAGUCGGAAAUUUGCCGCAAGAUCCUCAUGAACUCGUGCGACACUGAUAAUGGCAAGUUGUAUAUGGAGGUGCAUACACCGGGCCACCCAAGACUCUCGUUAUUUCGCGGGUUUUCCAAGUUUAUGGUUGAAGAUUUGCAAUUCCACCCCACUGUCCGGAAUAUCUCGAGAAAAAAGCUUAAAAAGAUUGCCUCGCAAGUUGCCUUUGAAAUGAUUAAACGAAAUGACGCCUACUCCAAUUUGGUUGAGUUGAUGUUUCCCUUCCAUUUGAGAUUUUCCAUUCAUGCACAUAACAACGCUGGUCCCAAAUUUGGAAUUUCGCUUCUAAGAGGACAAUGUCUGCCCAUUAACAGCAUCCAGGACCACAAAGAACCACAGCAUAUUGACUUGUUGCAUAUUCCAACCCCCUGGCAUAACUCUGUUGUCAAGAUUGAUGAUCAGUAUUUUGCAGUCAAGGCAAAGAAGAUUGUGGAGGAAGUAGAUAAGGGGAACGGAUUUGGACAUUGGGAUAACAUUAAUCUUCAUUAUAUUUACAUUGCCAAACAAUAA
Lodderomyces beijingensis is the source of this 1422-nucleotide messenger RNA. The record is from the annotation of a GenBank genome assembly. Lineage: Eukaryota; Fungi; Ascomycota; Pichiomycetes; Serinales; Debaryomycetaceae.